CCCCUGGCUGCUGGUCUACUCUCCUGUCUCCGUGUCGCUCAUCUUCCUGCUUUACCUGUUUGUGACCUGGGCCGGUCCUCGUCUCAUGAAACACAGACAACCUUUGGACCUCAAAGUGGUUCUUAUUCUUUACAAUUUCACCAUGGUUCUUCUGUCUGCAUACAUGUUCUACGAGCUCCAUGUUCACUGUGGAAGUUGACGUGUCAUGGAAGGAGCAGGAUUGGUCGAUGCCACCCUGACGGCAAGCUUCGACACCCCCUGAGGCUGCCUAAGGUCCCCCUCAUUAAUAAGUACUGUUUUUUUGUGUUAAUAUAGCCUAAUGUCAGAUAAAGAAACAAAACUUGUACAAGUAGUAAAUGUGUAGCUUUUACUGUUAAUCUCUGGAAAUAUCCAUCGAAAUGUUUCUAAGGGCGACGCCAUAUUAGACACCACGUUUCCUUCUACAGGAGCGCGUAAGGUCAAAACGCAUUUACUGAUUUGUAACAAACGGUUACAAGACUUUCACCAUUAACAUACAUUUUUACCCAUUUACCUCUUCGCUCGUUGCCGCUGAUGAAAGGGAGUCUUAUGUGCUUGUCAUGUUGCUGGAUGGUGAGCUGCCAGAGAAUUUUUGACCCUAAUGGCCAUCCAUUAUAAGGUCCUAUUCAAACACAAAAAUACAGCUUGCUUGCAGUGAUUUAGCUAUGUACUGCCCCCUAUCGUCAGGGAAAAUACACAUCGUCCUUUUAAUAGCCACUUUCAUCCUCCCUGCCCGCUGGUGGUGGUCGGAGGAACCGGUGGCAUCCGUGCUGGGCCAUAGGCGCUAUACAAAUGCAGGUCGUUUAUCAUGUAUCAAAUGUUUUCAGUUUCUGGUCACGUCCUGGCUCUCAAACUACAGCCUCCUCUGCCAGCCUGUAGAUUACAGCACCAGUCCGCUGGCGAUGAGGAUGGCCAGGGUUUGCUGGUGGUUUUUCUUGUCCAAGGUCAUCGAGCUCAGCGACACGCUCUUCUUCAUCUUGAGGAAGAAGAACAGCCAGCUGACUUUCCUUCAUGUUUAUCAUCAUGGCACCAUGAUCUUCAACUGCUGGGCGGGAGUCAAGUAUGUAACGGGAGGACAGUCAUUCUUCGUCGGCCUGGUGAACUCAUUCGUUCACAUCAUCAUGUACUCCUACUACGGCCUGGCAGCAAUCGGCCCUCACAUGCAGAAGUACCUGUGGUGGAAGCGAUACCUGACCUCUCUGCAGCUGGUGCAGUUUCUCCUCUUCCUCCUGCACGCGAGCUACAACCUGUUCACAGAGUGCGACUACCCCGACUCGAUGAACGUGGUGGUGUUUGGUUACUGCAUCAGCCUCAUCAUCCUCUUCAGCAACUUCUACUAUCAGAGCUACCUCAACAGGAGGAAGCAGAAAUGAUGAAACACUGACAUUAUGGAGAGAUGAAAGCUCAUAAAAAUAUGAAGGUGAAUUAUUGGACAAUUUGGUUAUAUUAUGGAGAUUUUAACAUCAAUGCACUGAACCAAAAAAACACAAAACUCUAAAAGACAACAUAUGUCAGAUUCUAUGUAUUAUUGAAGUCUACAUCCUGGAAUCACCGACACACAAAACUUAUACUGUCCGGCCCAAAAACGUCCUCCUGGAUUUAACAAGGCAAGCAGGUAGGAGCCUCCCAUUAGAGAACUACUGCACGUAGCUGGCUAAAAGUUAUUUAACCCCAACUGGUGCAACAGUUGCUUCUCAUUUCUUAAACAAUCAUGUGGAAAGACACAUCUGGUGGUUGUGGAAAAGAUGUUAGUCUGUGUGAGGAGGGUCAGAUCAUUGGCAUGCAUCAAGCAGAGAAAACAUUUAAGGAGAUUUUAGAAACAACUAAAACUUGGUUAAGAACUGUCCAAUGCAUCAUUAAAACUGGAAGGAUAGUGGAGACCCGUCAUCUUUAAAGAAGGAAUCUGACUGGGAAAAAUCCUGAAUGAUCGUGAUUGGCGAUCACUUAAACAUUUGGUGAAAUCAAAUCAAAGAAAAACAACAGAACUUUGUUUUAUGGUGAUUCAUUUGGAUGCUUGGUUUUAUAUUCUGCUACUUUGUUUACUAUUCUCAUUACAACUGCACAGUUGAGCACAAAGCAAAUAUGGGAUAGGCUCAAAUAAGCCUUGGGUCAGCCUAUUUCAAUUUUGAGCUAAAUUUAUUUAGUGAUCUGUAACUGUACAAAGGUUUAAAGGGGAUAUGUACAAUUGGAAUAAACAUUCAUUCAUUCAUUCA
Messenger RNA from Nothobranchius furzeri (turquoise killifish), 2231 nucleotides. Lineage: Eukaryota; Metazoa; Chordata; Actinopteri; Cyprinodontiformes; Nothobranchiidae. The record is from RefSeq and is a predicted model, not a curated record.